Messenger RNA from Prunus armeniaca (apricot), 471 nucleotides. NCBI's taxonomy places the organism in Eukaryota, Viridiplantae, Streptophyta, Magnoliopsida, Rosales, Rosaceae. The record is from the annotation of a GenBank genome assembly.
AUGGAGCAAUACUCAAGGCUGUGGGAGUAUUGUGAUGAGGUGAAAGCAACAAAUGUGGGAAGCACAAUGAAGAUAAGGGUGGAGCCUCCUCCGCACUUGCAAAGACUUUAUGGUCCUUUUGCAGUGGGUGUUGAUGCCAAUGAUAACAUGUACCCUAUUGCAUAUGCUGCUGUGGAGUUGGAAACUAAGGAGACAUGGAGCUGGUUUUUGGAGUUGCUAAUGGAUGAUCUUGGUCCUGUAGAAGACCAUGGAUGGAUAUUCAUAUCAGACCAACAAAAGGGGUUGGACAAAGCCUUUGAUAUUGUUGUGCCUCAAGCCCAACAUAGGUGGUGUGUUAGGCAUAUGUAUGGGAACUUCAAGGAAAAGUAUAAGGGCAAGGGUUUGAAAGAUCUUUUAUGGAGUGCAGCUAGGGCUCCCAAUUGCCAUGACUUUGAGGUUGAGAUGAAUAAGCUGAAAGAGAUGGGAUGGUGA